Molecule: messenger RNA, 669 nt
Organism: Onychostoma macrolepis
Lineage: Eukaryota; Metazoa; Chordata; Actinopteri; Cypriniformes; Cyprinidae
Product: rho GTPase-activating protein 24-like
Exons: 4
Coding region: 1-669 (222 amino acids)
Biological process (GO): signal transduction
Source: RefSeq, a predicted model, not a curated record
AUGCGGCAGGGUGUUCCUGUGGUGCUUCUACAGAUGGUGGAGUUUUUGGAAAAAUACGGUCUCCAUCAGAGGGAAUUAUUCCGUGCCAGUGGAUCAGAGGCACGGCGUGAUGAGUUGAAGAAAAGGCUGAAUGGCGGUGAGUUUCAGUCUUUUCGCAGCGAUGAUGUCCAUGCUGUGGCCUCUCUGCUGAUUCUGUUCCUGAGAGAGCUGCCUAAUGGACUCAUCCCAUGGUGGAGUGCCAAAUGGAUCUUGAGUGUCUAUACAAAAACCAAAGGGAAGGUUUUGGACCUCAAGCGUGCAAAGAAGGUCCUUGAGAGUUUUGCACCCGAAAUCUUCAACAUCCUUUGCUUGCUUAUUCACUUCCUGUCUCGUGCAGCUACUCAUAGUCAUAUCAACCACAUGACUUCAGCAGACUUGUCUGAAAUUUUUGGACCCUGCAUUUUUGCUGUUCGUGACAGCCGCAUCAAACAAGUGGAAGAACAGCUGUGUAUUUAUCUUACACAGCAGCUAAUAGACAAUGUCACGUUCCUGCUUCCGAACACGUACCCUCCCAAACACACCACCGGUGACUGCCCUGCAUCACCCUCUCCUGCUUCUCUGAGUGUGGAAGCAGCCCACAGGACAAUAUUAUCUGGCUUCUGCUUCAGCUGUCUCUCUGUUAUCUGGUGA